Geodia barretti is the source of this 363-nucleotide messenger RNA. Lineage: Eukaryota; Metazoa; Porifera; Demospongiae; Tetractinellida; Geodiidae. The record is from the annotation of a GenBank genome assembly.
CCUAUCACUGGUCUCAGCUCCUGUAGUUUGUACAGCUACUUUCACCUGAACUAUUCAGCUCUGCUUUCCUUUAUCUUCAAGGGAAACCACUCAGUGUGUUGUGGACAUUUCACAUAUGCACCAUGGUUCAGCUCGAAUACUGUGACAUGAGGUGGUCUUGAUGACUUUAAUGUCACAAGCCAUAGUAAUGUUUGUGAGUAUAUACCAUGUUUAGUUUAGGCUGAAUAACUAUACUGUAGCAUCAUAGAUUUUCAUAGGUGUUAUCAUACAGUACAUCACUUUAUUCACUAUCAUUUUUACACUUUGUAUAAGAAAAAAAUUUCCAGCUAUGGCACAGCACUGCAGUAUGGACCAUAGAUUGCA